Messenger RNA from Labrus mixtus (cuckoo wrasse), 1995 nucleotides. RefSeq names its product tripartite motif-containing protein 16-like. Gene Ontology annotation, molecular function: zinc ion binding. The transcript has a single exon. The record is from RefSeq and is a predicted model, not a curated record. NCBI's taxonomy places the organism in Eukaryota, Metazoa, Chordata, Actinopteri, Labriformes, Labridae. The coding region runs from base 140 to 1735 and encodes 531 amino acids.
GUAAAGCUCAAACACACCGGACUCUGUGAGACAGGAAAAGGCAAACAGCUUAUUUGACACCAUUUCAUAAUACUUCUUCAGAACUAGUAUUUGAUUCAAAGAAAAUACUUAAUUUCAAGAUCUUCUUGAGUCUGAAAACAUGUCUAGGAAUCUAGGUAACGACCGGCGGCAAGUGAUCUUCUGUGACAUGUGUACAGAAGAUAAUAGGAAACCAGCACAGAAGACCUGCAUGAAAUGUGAGAUCUCCAUGUGUGUCCAGCAUCUCCAGGCUCAUCUGACCACUCCUGUGUUACUGCAGACUCAUCCUCUGACGGAGCCUAUAGCCUCAGGAAAUGGAGGUUUAGUUGUAACCACUAAAUGCCCCCAACAUGGCAAACUGCUUGAGUACUACUGCUUGGACGACUUGACCUUUGUGUGUGUUUCAUGUGCUAUUGAGGACCAGCACAGCAAACACAAUAUGAAGACCUUCUCCACAGCCCACAAAGAGCUACUGGAAAAGGUCCAAGCUGAGCAGCAGGCCUUACUGGUGAAGGCUGAUGGUGCAAAUACCAGUCUGGAAAAGUGGGAGAAGAAUGAAAGAGAAAAACUGGGUCGCUCCAGUGUUCGUCUCAUCGAGGCUGUGACUAACCUGCGUGACCUUGCCUUGACCAGGGUCCAGAGUUCGGUCUCUGCUCGUAUGGUGUCCAUCAAAACCAGCAAGAGCAGCUUACAAGCAGCAAAGAGCGAGGAGGACGCCUUCAGAUUCCUUCAGAUGUAUUCUCAGGUAAAUCAGGAUUUAAAGAAGGCCAAAGUGGUGAAUUUGAAAAAGGGGGUGGAGUCUGGCAGUGAUCGCGACACACUGGUUGAAGAGAUAACACAGAGAGGUGAAAAAAUGAUGGAGCAGGUGAGCAACUUCUGGGGAUCCCUGUUGACUCAUGUUGACCCAGAGAACCAGCAGGAGCUCAGUGCAGUUAGUUCAGACCCGUUCUUUGACCCUCUGACUUGUGGUCCUGGGAUAUCACUCUCCAAAGACAAAAGGAAGGUCUUCUACAAUGAUUGGCAAGGGGAACCUACUCCCUUUGCAUUUCUAAUUCAGGGUACACAGUCUUCCAGAGAUUGUAACAUUUACAGAUGGGUAAUCAGCCUCUCCAACGACUGUGACUGGACCAUUGGCUUAUGUGACCAAAACUAUGCACAGCAGUUAAACCAAAGAGAUGGAGAGGUCUAUGGACUGCACUGGAAAGAUAACCAGCUCAGCUCUCUCAUAACACAUUAUGACACUUACACUUCAGAUACAACGACAGUUUACAGCAACAAAAAGGCAAGGAGUAGAACUUACUCUCAAGUGCUGUACCCUUCAGGUGAAGACAAGACAAAACAAAUGGCCCAAUACACAAAAGUGGAAGUGGUAAGGAGCUAUCCUAACUUAUCUUUCUUCAGUGUGAUCGGCCAGCAUCAGAAAAGACAAAUAGUCAAUAUAACAGUCAGUUCCAAUGGGCACCUGACUUCUUUUGUUUGCUUUGAAAUGGAAAAUUCAAAAAAUAGCUCAAUCAAGUCAAGUGCAAGUGGAUCUGGGGUUUCCUCAACACAUCAACAACUAUGGCAGAAGCAGUGGAAAUGCUCAUGUGGGAGGGUUUAUCCUUGGAAGAUUGAUCCCAAUAUUCACUACUUGCACCAAAUGUCGCCCCGAAAUAACUGUGAUUGCGGAAAAAAUAUUGGUCUGGACAACACUGAGGUGCUUUGUGAACUUCUGUAAUGGACAGCCAUGUUUUUGUCUUUUGCCAACAUUUACACAUUUCCAUUUUGCUGAUUACAAUUAUAUCAAUGCUCAUCGAACACGCCUAGAGUAAGAAUAUUUGUUGUUUCAUUUGGUGAAUGUAAAUAUCAGUAAUUUGUGCUUCUUGUCAGACUGAAAUAAAUUCCCCAAAAACGGAACUAUCCAAAUUGGUGAUACGUUUGUAUAGCCUACGUCAAAGAUAUGGAGAAUAUCCAGAAGAUUAAACACUUUAUCAUUCA